Gigantopelta aegis is the source of this 5687-nucleotide messenger RNA. RefSeq names its product ankyrin-3-like. Bases 868 to 2721 code for a protein of 617 amino acids. Gene Ontology annotation, molecular function: protein binding. The record is from RefSeq and is a predicted model, not a curated record. NCBI's taxonomy places the organism in Eukaryota, Metazoa, Mollusca, Gastropoda, Neomphalida, Peltospiridae. The transcript has a single exon.
CUGACUGGGAAAAUAUGACAGCCCUUCACAUUGCCUGCAAAUAUGGUGCAGUAGAAAAUGUUCAGAUGCUUAUAGAGCAUGGGAUUUGUCUGCAGCGAAGAGAUCGCUAUGGUAAGACGGCACUACAUUAUGCAGCUGCGAAUGAAACAAAAACAAAACUGUUGCUUAAAACCAAAGUGGAUGUAAAUGCAGCUGAUGGAACUGGUGAAACACCUCUUCAUAUAGCUGCAUCUUGCACCAGAACGUUCGGUGUAUGUGACAGCAUUGCUAUUUCCCAUCUGCUUGAAGCUGGGGCAGUACCUCAUAUACAGAAUCAAGAUGGUGACACUCCUCUCCAUAUUGUAUUGCGCCAAUCUUCGUAUUCAGAAGUUAAUAGUGACUGUUUUAAUGCUCUGUUGCGAUAUACAAGUAGUCACUAUAUAGAUACAGCAGGUAAACACCAAGAUACGCCACUACAUCUGGCAGUGAAACUUUCUACUGCCACUCCAGCUCUUCAGUUAAUAGAAAAGGGAGCAUGCGUUAAUUCUGUAAAUGCUGAUGGUAAUACACCUUUGAUGUGUUUAUUUCAGCAUGGAUCUAUGUACAGACGAAUAAGUGACAGAGAUAAUGAUCACACCCUCCAUAUCAUGGACGCAUUGUUAAAUAAAGGAUCACAAAUCAAUCAUGUCAAUACAGAAGGAAACACAGUUCUGCAUUUGUGUGCAUCACAUUGUGAUGUGAAAUAUGUUUCUGAAUUUCUCAAAAAGGGAGUCGAAGUUAAUAUACAAAACAAAGACGGUGAUACCCCUUUGCAUUUGUUGUUAAGAAGAAUGAAUUCACAGUAUUACAAACCCCACACAUCUAUGAUAGAAGACGUUGUGAAAAAGAAUGCUAAAAAAUAUGACAAACGUUAAUAUUCAAAACAAAAAUGGAUUGACAAUUUUUCAUUGUCUUUAUUACCAUUCAAGAAAGUAUGUCUUUAGACAAUUGUCUACAUGUGAUUGCAAUGAAUUUGACAUAGAAAAAACACUGACUGAUAUUAUGUUACAGAACAGUGUAGAUACUAGAACACUAGACUAUGAGGGAUGUUCUGUGUUGCAUUAUGCAUGCAUAACUGCUCGAGCACCAACAGUCAGAAAGCUAAUACUGACAGGAAUUUCUGUUAAUUACCAGAAUAUGUAUGGCGAGGCGGCAAUCCACUUAGCCGCUAGUGUAUCACCUUUCAGUACAAAUGUUGAUGUUCUCGUUGAACAUCAUGCCAGCGUCAACACUGUAGAUUACAAAGGAAACACGGCUGUUCACGCAGCAGUUGGGAAAUACAACACAAAAGGACUCAAGGCUCUGAUUCGAAACUCAGCAGAUAUCAAUAUCAGGAAUAAAGCUCUUUGCACACCUCUUCAUGAUACAUUACAAAGAUCCUUUGCUGGUAUUGAAAUACAUCCAAUGAAAACACUACUCAAGGCUGGCGCUGAUCCUUUCAUACGAAACAAAGAGGGUCUGACAUUUUUUGAGGCAGUACUUUCAGAAGGAAACUAUAUGGCACUUGAUGUUCUUCUUUCCGUUGAAGGGUCAUUUUUAACAAAAGUCAAACAAAACUUCCAUAUCCCGUUAAAAAGAUGGAAUAUUCUGAAAACUCUGUUAACAUGGGGUUUCAAUCCAAAUGCCCUAGAUGAUUCAGGAAAUGGCCCAUUGCACAUUGCAGCUUGUCAUUAUGACUACUACGACAGAGCUGUUCUUCUUUUGAAACACGAUGCAGAUCCUAACCUGCCAAACGAUUUUGGAGAUGCUCCUCUGCAUAUUGCAACAAACCGAAACCAUGGCAAGUUGGUAAAACUUCUUUUGUCAAAGGGUGCAGACUUUUACAAUGGCAACACUGAUAGCGAUACAGCCCUACACAUUUGUAAGGGGAAGGGAAAUUAUGAUUCUGCCACAGCUCUUUUGUUUUCUACAGACACGCCUUCAGUUAAAAACGCUAAACGAUACAGGCAGAAAUUCUUCACUAAAGUCAAUGCACGCUUUAAAAGGAAAACCACCAUACUGAGAAAGCGUCCCAAGCUAGAACCAAUUAAUGUUCUCCUUGAGCACAUUAAAACCAUUGAGGAUGCACCUGGUAUUGACCAACGGAAUAACGAUGGGGAUUCCCCUCUUCACUGUGCUGCAUACAAAGGAUGUUGUCAGAAGGUAGCUCUGCUUCUCAAAUACGGUGCAUCACUUUCAGAACCCAACGACCAUGAUCAUCUUCCACUGCACUGUGCUGCUAGAGGUGGUCAGUGGAAAACAAUUGAACUCAUGUUGAACUAUGGUUCUACAAUGGAUGUGGAUAUCCAAACUCAAGAUGGCUGUUCUCCGUUACACCUAAGUUGUGCUAAAGGUCAUGUAGUUACAGUGAAGAAACUUGUAGAGAAAGGAGCUGAUGUCAAUUUGGCCAAUGAAAACGGAGAUGGGCCAAUACACUGUGCAGCACAGUUUGGAAAGACAGCUGUUGUUGCGACGUUGUUGAGUAGUGGAGCAGACGUGAACAUGCAGAACAAUGAUGGCGAGACAGCUCUGCACCUGGCUGCUAAGUAUGUGAAGGUGAAGGUCGUGAAGCUUCUUCUUCAAAGAGGCACCGACCAGUCAGUGUGCAACAUCAGUGAUCUCACUGCAGAACAACUUGCAGCCAAUGUAUUCAGUGAUGUUUCCGACUUGAAAAAGAAAACAACACUGCUGCAAAUCCAACACGUGCUGUCUAAUGACAAGUAAUUCACGAAAUGAAGUGCUUUAUGCAUAAAAGGUUAUGCUAUUUUAAACAUUAGGAUAUAUUAUAUAAUAUAAUUGUUAUUUGGGAACUCUAUUAGUGUGGUUAAAUUAGGGUGUAUUAAAUAUAUCACUACCAUAUUUGGUACCAUUAGAAGCACAGUUUGACGUAGACUGAUUCACUAAGAGCCUCCUUUGUCAUCUUAUGGGCAUAAAAACGUUAUAACAUUUUAAUUAGAUGGGGACUAUUAAUCAAAUUUUUUUAAAUUCCCAAAAUGCUAGAUGAUCCUUUACUUGUUAGUGAUGGACACCCGUGGUGUGUUCUGGAGGACGAGUGCUCUCUGCCGCUCGCUACCAUUUCAGUAUUCAGCAAUAGUGGAGUUAUACUGUAUAUGGUCCUUAAUCUAUCUAUAGCGAGUACCCCCAAUUUGUAACUCUUCUGAAAAUAUAAUUUCCCACUAAAAUUCGACGUGUGAGAUAGCAAGCUCCUUUCAGCAAUAAUAUGGAUAUCUGAUGGCAUAAAAAAAUGAUUGAAUAAUACAAACAUACUUCCCACUGGAAAUCUUUCUUACAGUAGUUAAUAGUGUAGAUGUUUCCGACACCAACAUGAUACAUAUUCGCAAUACGGUUGUUGGUUUGAAUGUUGUAGCUUGGUGUUUUGUUACUAGAAUGUGGAUCUCUGACCAAAAUGACAGUAAUUUUACUGAACUUGUGCAUACUUUUUUAAUCUUUGGUGGAACGCUUGCACAUCUGUUUUCUUUCAGUGUUUUAAAUGAAGUGACGGACUUGACAGCUGUGGUGGCAAUACUCAUGACGGGUGUCACUGGUGGGGCAGGAUAUGCUCACCUUUCGCCAACACCUAAGAUUUGACAGUGAUUCAUGAGUACGUGUCAUUACAGCUAUACUUAGUCCAAAGAGUUCUGCCUUAUGCUAGUUUUGGUUUAGUAAACUAGUUUGGGAGUGGCAUUCCUCUUUCAGUAGUGCAGGAAGGAUUUGUUGUCCAAUAAAGGAUCUCCACGGUAGUGGCUAUCUUCCUAUAGACAAGGCAAUAGAUAGAGGUUUAAGGAGUCAGCCACUAUUUUGUCAAAUGCCGAUUCGACUCUGCACUGUGCAGAGAUAUGGUAUUGAUGUUAGUUUGUGUCUUCAAAUUAUAUUACCAAUAUCUGAACAUUGUAGACCCAUUGUAACAGUAUAUUUACCGACUUAAUUGUAUCAAUAUACAUGUAUAUUAAAAUAGUCGCGCUUCUUUUUGUAGCUAAAGAUUGACUGUAGCUAAGCCCAGUCAUUGAAAGGAAUGUUAGUUUAGCAACCUCCCAGUACUUUAUUGAAUCGGCGGCUGUUAGGAAGCUUCUAUAUUGUGACUGUAACAGUUAACGAAACGGAGACAAAAAAAGUUGCAUAUGUUUAGUUAAUGUUAAAGUUUCUUUUGUUUAACAACACCACUAGAGCACAUUGAUUUAUUAAUCAUCGGCUGUUGGAUGUCAAACAUUUGGUAAUUUCGACAUAUAGGCUUAGAGAGGAAACCCGCUACAUUUGUAUGCUACAUUCCAAAGACACAAUAGCACAUACCACGACCUUUGAUAUACCAUUCGUGGUGCACUGUCUGGAACGAUAAAUAGCCCAAUUAUGCCACCGAUGGGGAUGGGGGAUGGAGCACGGGGGCCAUGCCCCACAAUCAAACCUUUUAAUAUAUUUUGUUUAUAUAAAAUCAUACAUACAUACAUACAUACAUACAUACAUAGUGUGGGUUGCCCUCCCCCCAGUAUGGUGUGCCCCACCCCAAUAUAAAAUCAUGGCUACGCCAGUGGUCAUUUGUCCAUAGAUUAAGACUUAAGUCCAGGUUUUGUGAAUGCAGUAGCAUCAGUUACUAAUGUUUAUGUGAGUUACUUAAAUACCAGCCAGGUGUUUUGCGUCUCUCCUAAUAUCAGAAUCAGUGUUUAAAAACUCCAGACUAGAAUUUAACGUUUGAUAAGCAGGGGACCAUUAAGCCAAAUUGCGCAUAUUACACAUAUUACAAUGUACAAGCUUCAAGCGUGUAUAAUGUAGGUUACAAGUUGUAUAUAAACGUGUACUUCUGUUGGUGUUUAUACUUCAAGCGUGUAUAAUGUAAUUUGCAAGUUGUAUAUAAACGUGUACUUCUGUUGGUGUUUAUACUUCAAGCGUGUAUAAUGUAGGUUACAAGUUGUAUAUAAACGUGUACUUCUGUUGGUGUUUAUACUUCAAGCGUGUAUAAUGCAAUUUACAAGUUGUAUAUAAACGUGUACUUCUGUUGGUGUUUAUACUUCAAGCGUGUAUGAUGUAGGUUACAAGUUGUAUAUAAACGUGUACUUCUGUUGGUGUUUAUACUUCAAGCGUGUAUAAUGUAAUUACAAGUCGGUGUUUGCAUGGUAGGUAUAAUUGAUAUGAAAUGUGUAUCUAAACCAGAUAAUGCAAGGGACCUAUUCCACUGAGACAGGAUCUGGUGUUUAGAGCGUCGCGUUUUAGAAUAUAGAAAGUUAACACACACACACACGCACACACACACACACACACACACACACACAUACACACACACACACACGUACAUAUUUGAAGAAUCCUAAAUGCGAACUAAGCGAUACAUCAACUUGUGUUUUUUUAAUAGAACUGCUGACUUUGCAAACGUGAGGAACAUAUGACGUAUAGUUUGUACUUAAGUCACAAACAGGCUAAAUACAAUACGUCAUAUGUGUCGUUAUAUAUGAAUAUAUUAUAAAUCGAGAAUGGUAAACUCCCUGAUCUGUUGACUACCUUGGAGGAUAAAUAUUACACUUAGUGAUUACAGAUGAAUAUUGUAUGUGCUGUCAAUUAUAUAUUUGACCUCUAUAUAAAGGCCACCUGCUUUAUAAAGAGUAUUUGUAUGUCGUUUGAAUAGUCGCUAUAUAUAACGUUUAUCAGUACAUUGGUAUAUUGGAAUUGCUUAAUGUUACAAUUGAACAAAAAAUUCACUCAUU